AUGUCAGACAGAGAAUUUAGCUCAAAUGACGAUCUCUCGCUCCCAAAAGCCACGGUGCAGAAGAUAAUUUCGGAGAUCCUUCCGCCUUCCUCCGGGCAGACUUUUGCAAAAGACGCGCGUGAUCUAUUGAUGGAAUGCUGUGUCGAGUUCAUCACUCUCAUUUCCUCGGAAGCAAACGACAUCAGUGAGAAGGAAGCGAAGAAGACGAUCGCAUGCGAACAUGUUGAGAAGGCUCUACGUGAUCUUGGAUUCGGUGACUAUGUGCCGGAAGUCCUCAACGUUGCCGAAGAGCAUAAAGAACAGCUAAAGACACGCGAGAAGAAAACGAGCAAGAUGGAGCAGAGUGGCUUGUCAGAAGAGGAGCUUCUUCGACAGCAGCAGGAACUCUUCCGUUCAGCAACCGAGAAAUACAACGCCGGUCCGGAGUAA
Paecilomyces variotii is the source of this 429-nucleotide messenger RNA. Its product is annotated as putative CBF/NF-Y family transcription factor. The transcript has 4 exons. Gene Ontology annotation, biological process: RNA polymerase II preinitiation complex assembly; negative regulation of transcription by RNA polymerase II; positive regulation of transcription by RNA polymerase II. Gene Ontology annotation, molecular function: protein heterodimerization activity; TBP-class protein binding; general transcription initiation factor activity. The coding region runs from base 1 to 429 and encodes 142 amino acids. Gene Ontology annotation, cellular component: negative cofactor 2 complex. Lineage: Eukaryota; Fungi; Ascomycota; Eurotiomycetes; Eurotiales; Thermoascaceae. The record is from RefSeq and is a predicted model, not a curated record.